Molecule: messenger RNA, 2957 nt
Organism: Rattus norvegicus (Norway rat)
Lineage: Eukaryota; Metazoa; Chordata; Mammalia; Rodentia; Muridae
Source: RefSeq, a predicted model, not a curated record
AUGUUGUGUAGGGAGCGGUGCGACAGCUGUAUGAUAAUGAAGUGAAUCUGGCGCCCUCCUAACAACAGUACUGAGCAUGCGUGGAGUUUUGCACCUGACGUCAGCCUGGCUGGGGCGGUACUAUGCUAAAUGGGAGUUCAUGCCUCGCCAAUCUCUGGAGGACAAGUAGCUGGGAUGGCAGUGGGGUGACUCGUGCCCCACCAAUCCCUGAAAGAAUAGCAUACUGUUGUGUAUAUAAGCCGAGCGGCUUUGCCGCUCGGCGCGGUAACACUUAAAGCUGUAACACUUGGAGCUGUAACACUUGGAGCUGUAACACUUAGGGCUGGCUGCCGCCGCCUCCCUGUAUCAACAAAGAAGGUGUCCUGCAGUAAAGGCUGUUGAGAAGAAUCCAACCGUGUUGCGUCUUCCUUGCCGGACGAGGUGGGCGCGACAAAGUGGUGGCCCGUACGGGGACGAGGACAUCCUCGUGGAUCUCAGAACUCUUCAGCUUCAGGAGGAGCGACGUCGGAAAAGUUCCCGAAUCAAGAAAAUCCAAUUUGGGUACCUGAGCGCUUGACUCGAAAAUUGCCUUCUGCUCUUCCUGAAGAUGAGACUAUGAACCCUACUAUUGCUACUGGGAAUGAUAAUACAGGUUAAUUCGAUCACCCUGUGGGCUAUUGCCAGAUCCUGGCCAGUACCCAUGCCAGUCCAUAGCAAUUCUACUGUUUUACCAACCUUUUUCUCUACCUCCUGUUUGCGUGAUGUUCCUUGUAUAGUGCCAACUGGAGAAAUGCCCCAACGGUAUGCCGCCACUAACGUUUCUCUGUUGCAUACCUUAUGUUUUACCAUUAAAGACUCUUCCUUGCCCUGUAUUUGGUUGCAUAGAGCCACGUUAGCUAAUUGGUUGAAUCCUAUAAGUGACAGCACAAUGAACACCGGGAUCAUCCUGGCUGCUUUGAGUCAAAUUGCCCAGGGAGUCUCUUCACCCAGCGAGGACAUGUCAGUCGAUAGUUCUGCUGAUCUGAACAUUACAACACUAAUUGUGAUGCAUAAUUGUAGUGUUCCAUCACGCCCAGGACAAGGUAACUAUGCACAGAAUAGCUCUACCCGUCGUAGAGUCUUACCCGCUUGCCCCCCGCAUCAAGAGUUUCCACCUAAUUUUACCCCAUGUCAGAGUCCAUUCCAUAGAACAAAACAAUUCCUACCGGGAUUUGAAUUUUCCCCUCCUCUUGGCCAUGUACAGUAUGACUGGGGGGAGAAUAAGACUGGCAAGCAUAAUCUCUGGCCUUGGUUUCAAUGGGUGCUGUCCAAUGAGCAAGGGGCAUAUACAUCCCUGACUCCCUUUGCUAGGUUGAUGGGUGAGAACUUCACGCUGUAUAAUGUUUCGGCUACCAGAAAAAAUGAUACCAGGUUGACCAAUAUUCAAUAUAAUAACCUUUUGGAACAUAAUACUGCCACUAGUACUUCAGUAUGUGUUAGAUCACCCUUUUUCUUUCUGAUAAGCACUAAUGUCAACAAUGGUGUUUUAAAUUGUAAUAGCUCUGAUGUAGUCUGCUAUUUAGCUGAAUGCUGGGAUGGCAACAAUGACACCGCAGUGAUGGUCAAGAUUCCCUCCUUUGUGCCAAUCCCAGUAGAGGCAAACCCAGAUAGUUUUCCUAUUCUCAAUUUGCUGAGAACCAAAAGAGAUUUUGGAAUUACGGCAGCCAUAAUUUCAGCCAUCGUGCUGUCUGCUGCCGCAGCUACCACAGCUGCAAUUGCUAUGACCAAUCAAAUACAGGCUGAGACUGUCAAUCAGAUUGUAGAAAGAACUGCAAUGGCGCUAGAGAUACAAGAAGAAUUUAAUACUCAUUUGGCAUCUGGCCUUCUAUUAGCCAAUCAAAGGAUAGAUUUAGUUCAAGAACAAAUUGAAGCACUGUAUCAUAUGACACAGCUGUCUUGCGUUUCCUCCCUAAGAGGUUUAUGCAUUACUCCUUUGCAAGCCAACUUUUCUCAGCAUUCUCAACAGAGCAAAGAAAUCUCAAAUUAUCUGAUAGGAAACUGGUCCAUGAAAGCAGAGCAACUAUCCAGACAAUUGCUGAUGCAGAUUGCUGUCCUCAACAGCACUAGGCUGGACCCCAUCACAAUUGAAGACUUUACCUCAUGGAUUACCAAUGCUUUCUCCUUUUUUAAGGAGUGGGCGGGCAUGUUUGCCUGGGGAGCUAUUGUCCUCCUGGGAUGCGGAGUAUGUCUCUGGCUUAUUGGCCGUUUAAAAAGAGAACAUGCCAGACACAAAGCGGUUGUUUACCAGGCUAUGACUGCCAUUGACAAUGGUGCUUCUCCCAAUGUAUGGCUGGCCUCUUUGAAAGAUUAAGAGUUUGCCCUAGAUCAUUUUUGUCACAGUCAUGUGGGGUCAUUGUAUCCAGGGACGGGCAACAUUCCUCGAGCUCAGACCAACCUAAGACAUGGGGCCCGGUGGCGAUAGGGUGACCCAACGACGGGUAAGGCCGAGUCAUCGUCAGGAACGACCUAAGACAGGAGCAAUGACAAGAUUGACGUGACACCCAGAUCUAGACCAGUCAUUUUAUUAAACAAAAAAGGGGGAGAUGUAGGGAGCGGUGCGACAGCUGUAUGAUAAUGAGGUGAAUCUGGCGCCCUCCUAACAACAGUACUGAGCAUGCGUGGAGUUUUGCACCUGACGUCAGUCUGGCUGGGGCGGUACUAUGCUAAAUGGGAGUUCAUGCCUCGCCAAUCUCUGGAGGACAAGUAGCUGGGAUGGCAGUGGGGUGACUCGUGCCCCACCAAUCCCUGAAAGAAUAGCAUACUGUUGUGUAUAUAAGCCGAGCGGCUUUGCCGCUCGGCGCGGUAACACUUAAAGCUGUAACACUUGGAGCUGUAACACUUGGAGCUGUAACACUUAGGGCUGGCUGCCGCCGCCUCCCUGUAUCAACAAAGAAGGUGUCCUGCAGUAAAGGCUGUUGAGAAGAAUCCAACCGUGUUGC